AUCAAAAUUGGAAAAGCUUCUUCUUAGCUUGCCUAUACUUGAGGUGCUUAUUUUGAGUUCAUCUUUCCUUGAGCUUUUGAGUGCAGGUACAGUUCCACAAGGGCUUCCUUUUACACUCAACUGCUUGUGGCAUCUAAAGCUAGGUGUAAACUUCAGCCAAAUGGGUCAGAUUUCAUACUCUCUCGAGUUGAUUAAGAGCUCCCCCAAUUUGAGCAAACUUGAGAUUUGGGUCAAUGCUACCAGUGACACUGUUGAAGCAGUUUCGGAAUAUCUAGACACACCAGGUUGCUUGGACCAACCACUCAACAAGCUCAAAUAUGUGGUCAUACAUUUUUUUAAGGGUUCAAAAACUGAACUGUUAUUCGUAAAGCUAUUGUUUACUCGUUGUCCGUCUUUGAUAAGUAUGAGCAUUAAGCAGGCAAAAGCCUCUGGUACCAAGGAAGAAAGGAAUAUUGUAAUAAAAUUGGCGCAUCACCCCAGAGCAUCUCCCAAGGCAGAGCUAUUGUAUGGUCCACGCUCGGAUUAGGAUUUUAUGGCAAUUUGAGGCAACCUGUUGUUAUCAAUUAGCAAAUUCUGUAAACUUUUGUGGUUCCUCUAAAUGAUCAAUAUGUCCUUCGAUAUA
This is a messenger RNA of Nicotiana tabacum (common tobacco), 622 nucleotides long. The record is from RefSeq and is a predicted model, not a curated record. NCBI's taxonomy places the organism in Eukaryota, Viridiplantae, Streptophyta, Magnoliopsida, Solanales, Solanaceae.